Xenopus laevis (African clawed frog) is the source of this 13003-nucleotide messenger RNA. It is a transcript of the gene synm.S, whose product is annotated as synemin S homeolog. The record is from RefSeq and is a predicted model, not a curated record. Lineage: Eukaryota; Metazoa; Chordata; Amphibia; Anura; Pipidae. The coding region runs from base 85 to 12174 and encodes 4029 amino acids. The transcript is spliced from 5 exons.
CAAGAAGUGUGCUGGAGAGGCUGUGCUUGGGCAGGGAGAAUUUAUUUUUGUUUUAAUGGGAAUAAGCAUAUAACUCUCAGAAAGAUGUUGUCUAUGAGAAGAACAUUUGGUGAUGAGAAAGCCGAACUUCGGGAAUUAAACAGUCGAUUGGAUCAGUACCUGUCCCGGGUGAGGCAACUGGAGGCAGAAAACAAGCUGCUAGUGGGAGAGAUCCAGACACUUCGGGUGGAGAGAGGCAGAGAAUGGGCACACGGGUACGAGGCAGAGAUAGCAGAGUUGAGGAGGAAAGUGGAGGAGCUUACUGUACAGAAGUGUGAAGCAGAGAUCCAGAGGGAAAACCUAUGGCAGGAGCUUCAGUCCCUCCAGGAGCUGUGGGACCAAGUAAGAGCCAUGCGGUUACGCAUUGACCAGCAGCUUGUCCAGUACAAUCAAGAUCUUCAGCAAGCUAGAAAGGGUCAGGCAGCCCUAGAGGAGCUCUACAACCGCCUUCUACAGGAGUGCCACAUGCUCCGUGGCUCACAACAUGAGGAACUGGUGCUGCUGAGAGAGAGAGCACUAACUGUGCCCAUGACCAUCGCUAUGCAAGAGACUGUGCACCCCAGGCUGAGCAUGCAGGAUGUGCAGAGCUUCUCACUGGAGCUUUCAGAAUCUUGGAAGGAAACUUUCUUGCUAUAUCUAAAGAAGAUUGAGGAGCUGGAGAGCUACGUGAUACUGAGCGAGCAGAGCAGACAAGAGGCAGAGGAGGAGGCCAGAGCACAAGGGGUGAAAGUGGUGGAGCUCCGAAGGGAACACGAGGAGCUGAUGAGAAUGAGGAAGAUGCUGGAGAAAGAGCUGCUCAGGAUGAAGGAGAAGUACAUGCUAGAAAUGGAGGAAUAUCAGAUCAUUAUAGAGGAGCUGGAGCAAGAGAAACAAACCGUUACAGUGACCAUCACUGACCGACUUCAGGAUUAUCAUGAGCUCAUGAAACUAAAAACUGGCCUGAGCCUGGAAGUGGCCACAUACAGGGCUUUGCUGGAGGCAGAAAGCCAAAAGGGAACCUUUACCUGGAUUGAUCAGUCAGUGAAAAACAGACCCGCAGGGUACAUUACAACUUAUUUUGACCAACCACAAAGAUAUUCUGGCAUCAAAAGGGGAGAAGAGAAAAAAGAUUUACCACUAAGCAGAACUAGUAAAGAUAUAAGAACAACUUCAAUAUCCUCCAAUAUCCAUCGAUUUCAGCCACCAAAAGUACCACAAAUGCGGAUAAAUACACAGCCUAUUGAUAUUGGGAAGACAAGUAGGUUUUAUACCUCCCCAGAUAAAAGCAGCAGGUGGGACAAACACUUUUACCCAAGAUAUGAAUUCAUACGAAACAAAGACAUCUCUAAGAACAUUAAUCCUCCAGAUCACUCUAUAAGGUCACGAUCUUCAAUCCAUUCUGGAAGUGUUAAUCAACAGAUAAGUCAAGAGCAGGUGAAUUAUUCCAAACCCAGUAUCAUCACAAAGCCACAGCCUGCAGAAAUCCACAAAUACCAAAUUAACACCACAUUUGAGAGCAAACUAAAUGAAUCACGUUUACUGAAUACUUUUGAAUCCAAAUUGUUGGAUGGAAAGAAACUAGUAGAUGAAAGGAAAACAACAAAAUCAAUUGGAGGAGAAAAAUCUGGUUUAGAAUUCAAUAUGCCAAUAAUAGAGCAAAAAGAAGCAAAAAGUGUUGUUACAAGUGUUACAGAAUCCACAGAAAAUAAUGACACUAUAGAAUCUAAAAUACAGGAGCCACCAGUCAAGAAGGAAAGAAAGAAAAGUGAGCAAGCCCAAAAAAGAAGGGAGGAAUUUGAGAGUAAAGAAGAUGCAGAUAGAAACAUAGCACAAGGGGAAACUCUGGAGGCAAGCCACUCUGUCCAAAAGAAGAAUAUUUACAUAUUUAGAGGAAAGCCAGAGAUUGAAGAAGCUGUACUUGAAAUUCCUAUGCAAUAUGAAGUCAGCAAAAGAGAGGAAAAUCAAUUUAAGAACAGCAUGGAGGGUACAGGGGAAACUGAAAUCACCAUAAACACAGAACUAACAUAUGUGGACACUAUAGAACCUAAAAUACCGGAGCCACCAGUCAAGAAGGAAAGAAAGAAAAGCGAGCAAGCCCAAAAAAGAAGGGAAGGAUUGGAAAGUAAAGAAGAUGCAGAUAGAAACAUAGCACAAGGGGAAACUCUGGAUGCAAGCCACUCUGUCCAAAAUAAAUUUUUUUACAUUUUUAGAGGGAAGCCAGAGAUUCCAGAAGCUGUACUUGAAAUUCCUAUGCAAUAUGAAGUCAGCAAAAGAGAGGAAAAUCAAUUUAAGAACAGCCUGGAGGGUACAGGGGAAACUGAAAUCAUCAUGAACACAGAACAAACAUAUGUGGACACUAUAGAACCUAAAAUACCGGAGCCACCAGUCAAGAAGGAAAGAAAGAAAAGCGAGCAAUCCCAAAAAAGAAGGGAAGAAUUGGAGAGUAAAGAUAAUACAGAUAGAAACAUAGCACAAGGGGAAACUCUGGAUGCAAGCCACUCAGUCCAAAAGAAGAAUAUUUACAUAUUUAGAGGAAAGCCAGAGACUGAAGAAGCUGUACUUGAAAUUCCUAUGCAAUAUGAAGUAAGCAAAAGAGAGGAAAAUCAGUAUAAGAACAGCCUGGAGGGUACAGGGGAAACUGAAAUCACCAUAAACACAGAACAAACAUAUGUGGACACUAUAGAACCUAAAAUACAGGAGCCACCAGUCAAGAAGGAAAGAAAGAAAAGCGAGCUAGCCCAAAAAAGAAGGGAAGAAUUGGAGAGUAAAGAUAAUGCAGAUAGAAACAUAGCACAAGGGGAAACUCUGGAUGCAAGCCACUCAGUCCAAAAGAAGAAUAUUUACAUAUUUAGAGGAAAGCCAGAGAUUGCAGAAGCUGUGCUUGAAAUUCCUAUGCAAUAUGAAGUCAGCAAAAGAGAGGAAAAUCAAUUUAAGAACAGCAUGGAGGGUACAGGGGAAACUGAAAUCACCAUAAACACAGAACAAACAUAUGUGGACACUAUAGAACCUAAAAUACAGGAGCCAUCAGUCAAGAAGGAAAGAAAGAACAGUGAGCAAGCCCAAAAAAGAAGGGAAGAAUUGGAAAGUGAAGAAGAUGCAGAUAGAAACAUAGCACAAGGGGAAACACUGGAUGCAAGCCACUCUGUCCAAAAGAAGAAUAUUUACAUAUUUAGAGGAAAGCCAGAGAUUCCAGAAGCUGUACUUGAAAUUCCUAUGCAAUAUGAAGUCAGCAAAAGAGAGGAAAAUCAAUUUAAGAACAGCAUGGAGGGUACAGAGGAAACUGAAAUCAUCAUGAACACAGAACAAACAUAUGUGGACACUAUAGAAACUAAAAUACAGGAGCCACCAGUCAAGAAAGAACGGAAGAAAAUCGAGCAAGCCCAACAAAAAAGGGAAGAAUUGGAGAGUAAAGAAAAUACAGAUAGAAACAUAGCACAAGGGCAAACUCUGGAUGCAAGCCACUCUGACCAAAAGAAGAAUAUUUACAUAUUUAGAGGAAAUCCAGAGAUUGAAGAAGCUGUACAUGAAAUUCCUAUGCAAUAUGAAGUAAGCAAAAGAGAGGAAAAUCAAUUUAAGAACAGCCUGGAGGGUACAGGGGAAACUGAAAUCACCAUAAACACAGAACAAACAUUUGUGGACACUAUAGAACCUAAAAUACAGGAGCCAUCAGUCAAGAAGGAAAGAAAGAAAAGUGAGCAAGCCCAAAAAAGAAGGGAAGAAUUGGAAAGUAAAGAAGAUGCAGAUAGAAACAUAGCACAAGGGGAAACACUGGAUGCAAGCCACUCUGUCCAAAAGAAGAAUAUUUACAUAUUUAGAGGAAAGCCAGAGAUUCCAGAAGCUGUACUUGAAAUUCCUAUGCAAUAUGAAGUCAGCAAAAGAGAGGAAAAUCAAUUUAAGAACAGCAUGGAGGGUACAGGGGAAACUGAAAUCACCAUAAACACAGAACAAACAUAUGUGGACACUAUAGAACCUAAAAUACAGGAGCCACCAGUCAAGAAGGAAAGGAAGAAAAUCGAGAAAGCCCAACAAAAAAGGGAAGAAUUGGAGAGUAAAGAAAAUGCAGAUAGAAACAUAGCACAAGGGGAAACUCUGGAUGCAAGCCACUCCGUCCAAAAGAAGAAUAUUUACAUAUUUAGAGGAAAGCCAGAGAUUGAAGAAGCUGUACUUGAAAUUCCUAUGCAAUAUGAAGUCAGCAAAAGAGAGGAAAAUCAGUAUAAGGACAGCAUGGAGGGUACAGGGGAAACUGAAAUCACCAUAAACACAGAACAAACAUAUGUGGACACUAUAGAACCUAAAAUACAGGAGCCACCAGUCAAGAAGGAAAGAAAGAAAAGUGAACAAGCCCAAAAAAGAAGGGAAGAAUUGGAAAGUGAAGAAGAUGCAGAUGGAAACAUAGCACAAGGGGAAACUCUGGAUGCAAGCCACUCUGUCCAAAAGAAUUUUUUUUACAUUUUUAGAGGGAAGCCAGAGAUUCCAGAAGCUGUACUUGAAAUUCCUAUGCAAUAUGAAGUCAGCAAAAGAGAGGAAAAUCAAUUUAAGAACAGCCUGGAGGGUACAGGGGAAACUGAAAUCACCAUAAACACAGAACAAACAUAUGUGGACACUAUAGAACCUAAAAUACAGGAGCCACCAGUCAAGAAGGAAAGAAAGAAAAGUGAGCAAGCCCAAAAAAGAAGGGAAGAAUUGGAAAGUAAAGAAGAUGCAGAUAGAAACAUAGCACACAAGGAAACUCUGGAUGCAAGCCACUCUGUCCAAAAGAAGAAUAUUUACAUAUUUAGAGGAAAGCCAGAGAUUAAAGAAGCUGUACUUGAAAUUCCUAUGCAAUAUGAAGUCAGCAAAAGAGAGGAAAAUCAAUUUAAGAACAGCCUGGAGGGUACAGGGGAAACUGAAAUCACCAUAAACACAGAACAAACAUAUGUGGACACUAUAGAACCUAAAAUACAGGAGCCAUCAGUCAAGAAGGAAAGAAAGAAAAGUGAGCAAGCCCAAAAAAGAAAGGAAGAAUUGGAAGGUGAAGAAGAUGCAGAUAGAAACAUAGCACAAGGGGAAACUCUGGAUGCAAGCCACUCUGUCCAAAAGAAGAAUAUUUACAUAUUUAGAGGAAAGCCAGAGAUUGAAGAAGCUGUACUUGAAAUUCCUAUGCAAUAUGAAGUCAGCAAAAGAGAGGAAAAUCAAUUUAAGAACAACAUGGAGGGUACAGGGGAAACUGAAAUCACCAUAAACACAGAACAAACAUAUGUGGACACUAUAGAACCUAAAAUACCGGAGCCACCAGUCAAGAAGGAAAGAAAGAAAAGUGAGCAAGCCCGAAAAAUAAGGGAAGAAUUGGAAAGUAAAGACGAUGCAGAUAGAAACAUAGCACAAGGGGAAACUCUGGAGGCAAGCCACUCUGUCCAAAAGAAGAAUAUUUACAUAUUUAGAGGAAAGCCAGAGAUUCCAGAAGCUGUACUUGAAAUUCCUAUGCAAUAUGAAGUCAGCACAAGAGAGGAAAAUCAAUUUAAGAACAGCAUGGAGGGUACAAAGGAAACUGAAAUCACCAUAAACACAGAACAAACAUAUGUGGACACUAUAGCACCUAAAAUACAGGAGCCAUCAGUCAAGAAGGAAAGAAAGAAAAGUGAGCAAGCCCAAAAAAGAAAGGAAGAAUUGGAAGGUGAAGAAGAUGCAGAUAGAAACAUAGCACAAGGGGAAACUCUGGAUGCAAGCCACUCUGUCCAAAAGAAGAAUAUUCACAUAUUUAGAGGAAAGCCAGACAUUGAAGAAGCUGUACUUGAAAUUCCUAUGCAAUAUGAAGUCAGCAAAAGAGAGGAAAAUCAAUUUAAGAACAGCAUGGAGGGUACAGGGGAAACUGAAAUCACCAUAAACACAGAACAAACAUAUGUGGACACUAUAGAACCUAAAAUACAGGAGCCACCAGUCAAGAAGGAAAGAAAGAAAAGUGAGCAAGCCCGAAAAAGAAGGGAAGAAUUGGAAAGUAAAGACGAUGCAGAUAGAAACAUAGCACAAGGGGAAACUCUGGAGGCAAGCCACUCCGUCCAAAAGAAGAAUAUUUACAUAUUUAGAGGAAAGCCAGAGAUUCCAGAAGCUGUACUUGAAAUUCCUAUGCAAUAUGAAGUCAGCAAAAGAGAGGAAAAUCAGUAUAAGAACAGCAUGGAGGGUACAGGGGAAACUGAAAUCACCAUAAACACAGAACAAACAUAUGUGGACACGAUAGAACCUAAAAUACCGGAGCCACCAGUCAAGAAGGAAAGAAAGAAAAGAGAGCAAGCCCAAAAAAGAAGGGAUGGAUUGGAAAGUAAAGACGAUGCAGAUAGAAACAUAGCACAAGGGGAAACUCUUGAGGCAAGCCACUCUGUCCAAAAGAAGAAUAUUUACAUAUUUAGAGGAAAGCCAGAGAUUCCAGAAGCUGUACUUGAAAUUCCUAUGCAAUAUGAAGUCAGCAAAAGAGAGGAAAAUCAGUAUAAGUACAGCAUGGAGGGUACAGGGGAAACUGAAAUCACCAUAAACACAGAACAAACAUAUGUGGACACUAUAGAACCUAAAAUACAGGAGCCACCAGUCAAGAAGGAAAGAAAGAAAAGUAAACAAGCCCAAAAAAGAAGGGAAGAAUUGGAAAGUAAAGAAGAUGCAGAUAGAAACUUAGCACAAGGGGAAACUCUGGAGGCAAGCCACUCUGUCCAAAAGAAGAAUAUUUACAUUUUUAGAGGAAAGCCACAGAUUCCAGAAGCUGUACUUGAAAUUCCUAUGCAAUAUGAAGUCAGCAAAAGAGAGGGAAAUCAAUUUAAGAACAGCCUGGAGGGUACAGGGGAAACUGAAGUCAUCAUGAACACAGAACAAACAUAUGUGGACACUAUAGAACCUAAAAUACAGGAGCCACCAGUAAAGAAGGAAAGAAAGAAAAGAGAGCAAGCCCAAAAAAGAAGGGAAGAAUUGGAGAGUAAAGAAGAAGCAGAUAGAAACAUAGCACAAGGGGAAACUCUGGAUGCAAGCCACUCUGUCCAAAAGAAGAAUAUUUACAUAUUUAGAGGAAAGCCAGAGAUUGAAGAAACUGUACUUGAAAUUCCUAUGCAAUAUGAAGUCAGCAAAAGAGAGGAAAAUCAAUUUAAGAAUAGCAUGGAGGGUAAAGGGGAAACUGAAAUCACCAUAAACACAGAACAAACAUAUGUGGACACUAUAGAACCUAAAAUACCGGAGCCACCAGUCAAGAAGGAAAGAAAGAAAAGCGAGCAAGCCCGAAAAAGAAGGGAAGAAUUGGAAAGUAAAGACGAUGCAGAUAGAAACAUAGCACAAGGGGAAACACUGGAGGCAAGCCACUCUGUCCAAAAGAAGAAUAUUUACAUAUUUAGAGGAAAGCCAGAGAUUCCAGAAGCUGUACUUGAAAUUCCUAUGCAAUAUGAAGUCAGCAAAAUAGAGGAAAAUCAGUUUAAGAACAGCCUGGAGGGUAAAGGGGAAACUGAAAUCAUCAUGAACACAGAACAAACAUAUGUGGACACUAUAGAACCUAAAAUACAGGAGCCACCAGUCAAGAAGGAAAGAAAGAAAAUAGAGCAAGCGCAAAAAAGAAGGGAUGGAUUGGAAAGUAAAGACGAUGCAGAUAGAAACAUAGCACAAGGGGAAACUCUGGAUGCAAGCCACUCUGUCCAAAAGAAGAAUAUUUACAUAUUUAGAGGAAAGCCAGAGAUCCCAGAAGCUGUACUUGAAAUUCCUAUGCAAUAUGAAGUCAGCAAAAGAGAGGAAAAUCAGUAUAAGUACAGCAUGGAGGGUACAGGGGAAACUGAAAUCACCAUAAACACAGAACAAACAUAUGUGGACACUAUAGAACCUAAAAUAGAGGAGCCAUCAGUCAAGAAGGAAAGAAAGAAAAGUGAGCAAGCCCAAAAAAGAAGGGAAGAAUUGGAAAGUGAAGAAGAUGCAGAUAGAAACAUAGCACCAGGGGAAACUCUGGAGGCAAGCCACUCUGUCCAAAAGAAGAAUAUUUACAUAUUUAGAGGAAAGCCAGAGAUUGAAGAAGCUGUACUUGAAAUUCCUAUGCAAUAUGAAGUCAGCAAAAGAGAGGAAAAUCAGUUUAAGAACAGCCUGGAGGGUAAAGGGGAAACUGAAAUCAUCAUGAACACAGAACAAACAUAUGUGGACACUAUAGAACCUAAAAUACAGGAGCCACCAGUCAAGAAGGAAAGAAAGAAAAGAGAGCAAGCCCAAAAAAGAAGGGAAGAAUUGGAGAGUAAAGAAGAAGUAGAUAGAAACAUAGCACAAGGGGAAACUCUGGAUGCAAGCCACUCUGUCCAAAAGAAGAAUAUUUACAUAUUUAGAGGAAAGCCAGAGAUUCCAGAAGCUGUACUUGAAAUUCCUAUGCAAUAUGAAGUCAGCAAAAGAGAGGAAAAUCAGUAUAAGUACAGCAUGGAGGGUACAGGGGAAACUGAAAUCACCAUAAACACAGAACAAACAUAUGUGGACACUAUAGAACCUAAAAUACAGGAGCCACCAUUCAAGAAGGAAAGAAAGAAAAGCGAGCAAGCCCAAAAAAGAAGGGAAGAAUUGGAGAGUAAAGAAAAUGCAGAUAGAAACAUAGCACAAGGGGAAACUCUUGAGGCAAGCCACUCUGUCCAAAAGAAGAAUAUUUACAUAUAUAGAGGAAAGCCAGAGAUUGCAGAAGCUGUACUUGAAAUUCCUAUGCAAUAUGAAGUCAGCAAAGGAGAGGAAAAUCAAUCUAAGAACAGCAUAGAGGGUACAGGGGAAACUGAAAUCACCAUAAACACAGAACAAACAUAUGUGGACACUAUAGAACCUAACAUACAGGAGCCAUCAGUAAAGAAGGAAAGAAAGAAAAGUGAGCAAGCCAAAAAAAGAAGGGAAGAAUUGGAAAGUGAAGAAGAUGCAGAUAGAAACAUAGCACAAGGGGAAACUCUGGAUGCAAGCCACUCUGUCCAAAAGAAGAAUAUUUACAUAUUUAGAGGAAAGCCAGAGAUUGCAGAAGCUGUACUUGAAAUUCCUAUGCAAUAUGAAGUCAGCAAAAGAGAGGAAAAUCAGUAUAAGUACAGCAUGGAGUGUACAGGGGAAACUGAAAUCAUCAUGAACACAGAACAAACAUAUGUGGACAAACAAGCCCAUCAUAGAAAUAUCGAACCUCACACAUCACUAGAUAAAGGGGCUGAACCAGUUAAAACUGGGGAGUCAGAAGAAGACAUAACCUCAGCUGAGGACUUGACCAAGAACUCUGUUGUAGAAGGUAUAAUCAAGCACUUUGGUCAAUCAUCUGGUUUAGAUGAUGCUAAUGUUACAUAUGUAGAAAAGAAAGAGCAGGCCAGCGAUGGCUCUGUGAAAACUAAGAUUUUCGUAGAAACUAAAACCAAAGAGGAAGUAGACUUUUUGGAUGAACCUGACCUUACAGACCUCUGGAAUAGUAGCUCUUAUCAGAGAAUACAGGAGGGUGUUGCAAGAGCAGCCACCAAUGCUGUAGAAGAUGAGCAAAAACAAAAAGAGACAGAAACUAUUAUUGGAGAAGGGAAAGGAGUAGACGAUUGGAUUAAAAUUAUGAUUCAGAAUGAGCUGAAAGUUCGAUCAGGGGUUUCUUUUAAUGUUGAGAUAAUAGAGGAAUCCACAGGGGCUUUUGUCACAGAAAAAACUGAUUUUAUAACACCAUUUCAUGUAGAAGAAGUAGAGGAUAAUAUACAAGCAACAGAGUCAGCAUGUUUCUAUGACAAACCUCAAGAUCCUGUGAAAGCAGAUGAUCUGCAGAGUGAAACUCAAGUUCAACGUCAUGCGGAAGAAGUCACAGAGGGUGGGGAUGAAGAUGAAGAGACAAAUUACUUUGUAUCUGUCCCAGAUGAUAUCCCUUUAGUACAAGAUGAAGAUCAGGAAACUUUGCGAGGCCAGAUUCACAUAGAAGACUCCCAUGUAAAGUAUUCCUGGCAAGAUGCAUUUUUACAAGGAUCCCAGGGACAAAAGGCUUUAAGUGAAUUUAUCAGAUAUGCCGGAAGCAAUGAGUCAGAAACAAUUGUUCAUGAUAUUUUGGAUGAUGACAAGGAACAUAGGAUUGAGUCACAACAACAGCCAAAAACUGAGACUUUUGUUAUUGAAAAAGAAAUAAAAAUCCCUCAUGAAUUUCAGUCAUCAAUUAUAGGCCUGUUUUCAAAAGACAUCAAACAUCCACAACAACAGUUGAAAGGAACCCUAGAAUGUCUACAAGGGAGCCUUCCUGAAAACAUUGUCGUUGAACUGUCAUCAUUAGCUGAAGAACAGAAAGCUCAAGACAGCAGUUUAGCAAUAGAUAUUAAAAAGGUAGAGCAACCCACAGAUACUAGCAUGGUUACCAUUGUAGCAGAAAUCAACUUAUCACAAACCGUUGAUGCAGAUAAGCUAGAUACACAGGGUUUAUUAGGAGACAGCAUGAGUGAGGAAGUUGUAGCAACCUUGCUGGAGAAAACCAAAGGGGAAUACUCAAUAUUCAUGAAUGAAUCUGCUACCAAGUCUGGGUACCACUUGACCAGUGAAAUAGAUAAUGAGGGAGCUACUUCUAUUUCUAAAGAUAACACUGACAACGCUACAAAUGGAUCUUUUAGCACAAAAGUAAAGCUACUCCAUAAACAAAUAUCCACUGAGAGCAGAUUUAUAAAACACAUUCAGCUAGAAACGUAUGAGCAAGCCACAGAAGAGAAUACAUCUCCAAUAAGUACCAAUAGAUCAAUCCACCAUAUAAAAUUUGAGCCCAGGGAAAUGACCUUUGAUGAAAAAAACAUUUCUGAAGGGCCAAUGUCGGAUAUUGUUGAGCUAGACAUAUCUAAAGGUGCAGAAGAGUCAGCAGACUACAGUAGACCAAUAAGGCAUAUUACAUUAAGCCCAACAGAAACAUAUACAGUGGAGCAGAUUGUUUUUGAAGGACCGAUCUUCAAAACAGUAAGCAGCGGUGGUUCUACAGAGGACUUUGCCUUUGGAGAAUUACCCAAAGAUAGUAGCAGCCAUAAGAAUGUCCAUGAUAAUAUUGUAGAGAUUGAAGAUUCCAGGACUCAGAAGAGUAAUAAUGAAAGCAUAUAUCAGACAGAGACUAUUACAGGUGGUAUAAAAACUAUUAAACAUUAUAUAUUAAAUCCCAGGGACACAGGGAUGGCUAAAGGAAUCAUAAUUGACGGUGCUAUGCCCAAAGUUCAGCUCCACCAAAAAACAGAUAGCCUUGAAGGGAACAUCAUGCCUACCGAACAUAGAUUUGGUUCUCAGAAAAUCCAAGUUGCUACACAAGUUAAGCAUCAAGGUUUUGUUUCAGAACCAUAUAAGGUAGCAGAUUCUGGAAAGUUGGUUGAAGAAGAAGAGAAUUCAAAUGUCAACACAUUAGUUCAUCAUAUCAAAUUAAGUCCAAACAAAGAGCAAAUUGUAUUUGAAGGCCCAAUCUCUUCAAAUGUUCAUAUCAGUCGUCAGGAAGGCAGUUCCCAAAUGGAAGUAGAAAACAGAUCCAUCAAACAUAUUAUUCUUGGUGCCAAAAAAGCUCAGACUUCUGAAAGUCUAAUAUUUGAAGGACCUGUUUCAGAGUCAUAUGUAUUUGAAGGACCGAUCUCUUCAAACGUACACAUCAAUAGUCAGGAAGGCAGUUCCCAAAUGGAAGUGGAAAACAGAUCUAUCACAGAUAUCAUUCUUGGAGCCAAAGAAGCUAAGACUUCCGAAAGUGUAAUAUUUGAAGGACCUGUGUCAGAGUCAUGUGAAUCAUGGGAUUUGUCACCAUCAGGAGAUUCUAGUGAGAGUGAGGGAUCUAUCAAGCACAUUAAACUAGGCCCAACUGAAAAGUCCUUUACGUUUCAGAUGGAUAUAACCCAAAUUGCUACAAAACAUAAUGGCCAAGGAGAUGUCCAGGGGAGAGAAAUAGUCAUCACUUCUAGCAAUUUUGAAAGACUGCCAGGGACAAGUCAGUCAUACAGUGAAUUAACUGAUGAUCUGGAAGUGUCUGAAAGUGGAUAUGGAGAAGAAGAUACUUCUGGCAUCUCACAGGAUGUAGCUGAAAUCCAAACCCACAAGCUAUCGUUCAAGGAAACACCAGCAUUUGAAAAAACUGUGCAUGUGCAGAGAAUUGCCCAACAAAGUUCAUUGGUCUCUGAUGACAACAAGGUGGUCAUUGUUUAUCUUGAUGAGGAAGAAGAACCUGAUCAAGAUUACCUGCAGCGUUCAUUUUGAAAAUGUUUUUUUACACUAACAGGAAAGAAAAUGUUGUUGAGCAACCUAAUGCAUUCAUUCACAGAGAAAGCAGGCCAAUAUAUUGCUAGACCUCCAAUCAUAAUGGUAUACUGCAUAUUGUUAGUGUAUAUUGUUAGUGUAAAAGUAUAGACCUUAUUUUAUUUUUUUCAAUGGUGGUUAUACAACCUGCAUAUUGACCUGGGGCAAAUGUCCCCUUUGCUCAUCCCUAGAACUGGCUUUACUGUUCUCUCUUAUGUCACAGAUAAGAGAUUUUGGCUUUUGUUUUACACUAUGAUUUCAUAUACACUGUUUUGCUCUGUUGCACAAGUUGGUUUAUCAAUGACAGUCUUUGUAAUACCAUGAAAGUAUUCAGUAUUUAUUAGGAGCUGCUGCAGUCUUCUCCUGUAGUUAAAAUUGCACAAGCGAUAUUGAUCAGUUUUUAUAACAUGUGAUAAGUGGAAAAAUUAAAAUAUCAAGACAUGUCUUAUUACAAUGUUUUAAACAGAUUAAGAUUUAUGAUAUUUUCAGGGUUUGACAAGGCAUUUCGCAAAUGAAUCCUUUUAAGGAAAGAAAUUAUUAUUGUUUACUAUUACUAUUGGCCUAACAGAAAUUAGGGUAAUCAACGCACGCACAUAGAGUGUUUGUUUUAUUACCCUCCCUAUUGUGGCUUUGAUACUUUAUAUCUGUACCCCUAAUAAAAACUGAACACAUUGGGGCAGAUUUACUAAAGGGCACAAUGGCUAAUGCUAGAGACUUUUUACCAGAAAUCACAUCCGCAGGGACAUCGCCAAUUCACAGUGCACAGGUGCAGGCGUCAAUUUGCUAGCGA